This is a messenger RNA of Anopheles maculipalpis, 531 nucleotides long. RefSeq lists its product as uncharacterized. The coding region runs from base 1 to 531 and encodes 176 amino acids. NCBI's taxonomy places the organism in Eukaryota, Metazoa, Arthropoda, Insecta, Diptera, Culicidae. The transcript has 2 exons. The record is from RefSeq and is a predicted model, not a curated record.
AUGAAAGAAUCUGAAAGUAAAGCAUGCACGUCAUCCUCUUCAAAUAUUUCGUUCUGUGAGCAUUAUAAGAAUAUGCUGGUUGAAGAAAUUGCACUCGUAGAGCAUCCAGCACAUGGACAUUAUGGAAAGUGUUCGGUCAUUGGAAGGCUUUCCUGUACUGGCGAUAAGCUAGAGUCGCUAAGCGUUCCUGAUUUGCCACCUGCGUUGCAGCUACCUGAUGGAACAAGCAGUGUUGAGCUGUGCCUCGACAAUUACUGUGGGAGCAUUCGUGAAGGUAGCCACGUUGAGAUUACCGGCAUCCUAAAAUAUCGCAACAUAUACACUGGAGUUACGACAGAUUCGGGCAUGUUACGUAGCAAUUUGCAAUGCGAUGAUGAAACGAAAUCCAAACAAAGGUACAGCGAAAUGCAAACCCGCUACGUUCCAUUCAUUGAAGUAGAUCAUAUACGAACGGUAACACGUGCAAGAGAACUGAUUUCAUGUAAUCUUAGAUUAAGAAAACUUGCUAUGUGUAAAAGAUUGAACCGUUGA